Aedes albopictus (Asian tiger mosquito) is the source of this 11372-nucleotide messenger RNA. RefSeq lists its product as uncharacterized. The transcript has 3 exons. Bases 1 to 1014 code for a protein of 337 amino acids. Lineage: Eukaryota; Metazoa; Arthropoda; Insecta; Diptera; Culicidae. The record is from RefSeq and is a predicted model, not a curated record.
AUGACAGGUGCCAUUCUCUUUUAUGGUGUGUGUAGCACCGUGAGAUCAUCCAGUAAUAAUGCAUGGUUAUCUCCAGAGUUUCCAUGGCAAUUUCAAGGAGUUUUCCCGAAAAUUCCUAAACAAGUUCCUCGGAUUUAUUUUCACGAGUUCUCAAAAAAUCCUGGAAUUUCUCUAGGAAUUCCUUCGCGAAUUCCUCGGAAAUUCUCCCAGGAAGUCCUCGCGAUUAUCUUCAGAAGAUCCUUGGGAAUUCAUCGUGGAAUUUCCCCCAAGUGGUCCUCGAGAAUUCCCCCAGAAGUCCAUCGCGAACUCCUGCAGAAGAUCCUCAGCAAAUCCUUCUGCAGAUCCUCGGCAGUUCCACGGAGUUCUUCGGGAAUUACUCAAGGAGCUCUUAGGAAAUUCCUCCACACGAUCUUCGGGAACUUCUCUAGGAGUUCAUCGGGGAUUCCUCUAGAAGCUCUUUGGGGACUUCACCAGGAGAUCUUCGGGAACUCCUCCAGAACAUACUCGAAAAACUCUUCAGGAGUUUCUCGAGAAUUCAUACAGGAGAUCCUCCAAGAAGUCCUCGGCAAUUCUUACAGAAGUUCCUUGGAAAUUUCUGUCGGAGUUCCUCGAGAUUUUUUCAGAAGUUUAUCGGGAAUUCCUCUAGAAUCUCAUCGGGAAUCCCUUCAUGAAUUCCUUGAAAAGUUUGUCGGGAAAUCCUCCUGUAGAUCCUCGGGAAUUCCUCCAGGAAUUCAUCAGAAACUUCUCCAGGUAAUCUUCGGGAAUUCUUACAGAAUUCCUUCUGAAGAUCCUUGGGUAUUCUUCCAAAAGUUCCUCGGGAUUUCCUCUAUUCAAGAAUUCCAAGAAUUUCUUCAGAAGUUUCCCGAGAGUUCUCUAAGAGCUCCUCGGCAUUUUUUCGAGAAGUUCCCCGGAAAUUCCUCGAGAAUUCCUCGGCAAUUCUUCCAGGAGUUCCUCCGAAAUUCCUACAGGAGUUCCUCGGGAAUUCCUCUUGGACUUCAUCGGGAAUUCCUCUAAGAGGUCGAAUCGAAUCGAAAAUACUUACAGGAGUUUUGGGAAUUCCUGUCGGAAAACCUCUUAAAUUCCUCCAGGAGUUCCUCGGAAAUUCCUCCCGGAGCUCCUCAGGAAUUCUUCCAGGAGUUCCACGAGAAUUCCUCCGGAGAUCCUCGAAAACUCCUUCAGAUGAAAAAUCCUCCAGCAGUGUCGGAAAUUCCCUCAGGAGAUCCAUGGAGGAAAUUGACGAGAAUCCUCAACAAUUCCUUCACGAGUUCCUUUAGAGUUUAUCCAUGGUUCCUCAGGAAUUCCUUGCAGAGAUCCUCCGGAAUUUCUACAGGAGAUCCUCGGUAAAUUCCUUCCAGGAGUUUUUUGGGAAUUCUUGCAAGAGUUCCUCGGAAAUUUCUCCAGAAGUUCAUCGAGAAUUCCUUCGGGAAUUUCUUAAAAAGUUUCUCGGAAAACCUGCAGGAGUUCCUUGGGAAUUCCUCGGGAAUAUUCUGAGAAGUUGCAUACUUCUCGUGAAUCCCUCCAAGAAUUGCACGUGCGGUUCUUCAUAGUUUCUCGAUGUUCUUUUCCGACAGUUCAUCGGGAAUUCCUCUUGGUCCCCAGAAAAUCUACUCCACGAGUUUUCUGGGAAUUCCCGACGAUUUCCUGUAUUCAUAGGUGAAUUUCUGAUAAACUUCUGAAACAUUUUCCGAGAAUCUUCUGGAAGAAUUCCCGAGAGAGGGAUUCUCGAUGAACUUGUGGAGGAAUCUUCAAGGAGUUCCUAAUGAAAUUUCAAAAAAAAAACUCCUUUGGGAACCAUCACGAAGUUCCUGGAGGAAUUUCCGAAACUCCUAGAGGUAUUCUCCUAGAGGCAUACCCGAGAAUCUCUUGAAAAUUUUCCGAGCAACUGGAGGAGAAAUUUCCGAGGAACUCUGGAAGAAACUCCUGGAAAAAAUCCAAUGAACUCCAGAAUGGCCGAGGAACUCCUAGAAGAACUCCGAGGAAUACAUGGAGCAAUUUUCCAAUGAAUUUUCUAGUAAGUCCUAUGGGAUUCUAGAGAAUCUCAUAGGGGAAUUCUAAGGAAUUCCUGGGGAGCUCCUGAAAAAGUUGAUGGCUGGAAAAAUUCUCGAGAAACAUCUGGAGAAAAUUUCGAGGAAUUCAUAUAGAACUUCCCGAUGAACUCCUGGAAGAAUUUUCGAGGAACUCCUGUAGGUAUCCCCGAGAAACUCUUAAAAAAAUCUCAAGGAACACUUAAAGGAAUUCUCGAAGAACUUCUGAAGUAUUUUUCGAGGAACUCCUGGAAAAAUUCCCUUGGAACUGCAGAAUAAAUUCCUGAGAAACUCCUAGUGGAAUUCCUGAGGCAAUUCUGGUGGAAUUCUUGAGGAACUUCCCUAGGCUAGUUCAUCUCGGGACCCACGUUUUACUUCCCUUCCGAAGGAAGAACCCACAUUUUGUGAGUAUGUCGGGAGUGGGAUUCGAUCCCAGGUCCUCGGCGUGAUAGUCAAGUGUUCUAACCACCACACCAGGUCCGCUCUUGAGGAACUUCUGGGAGAAUUUCCGAGGAGCUCUUGGAGGAAAAGAAUUCCCGAGGAACUUCUUGAGGAGUUCCCAAGGAGCUCCAGAAGAAUUCCCGAGGUGCUCCUUGAAGGAAUUCCCGAAGAACUCGUGGUGAAAUUUCCGAUGAACUCUGGAAGAAUUCCCGAGUAACUCCUGGAGGAAUCUCAAAAAACUCUAGGAAAAAUUCCCGAGAAAUACAUCAAGGAAUUUUCUGGGAACUCCAGGAAGGAUACCCGAGGAACUUCUGGAGAAAUUUUUGAGGAAUUUAUGUAGGAUUUCUUGAGGAACUCCUGGAAGAGUUUUUGAGGAACUCCUGGAGGAAUUACCGAGGAACUCUUAAAAAAAUCUCAAGGAACACCUAAAGGAAUUCUCGAAGAACUUCUGAAGUAAUUUUCGAGGAACUCCUGGAGAAAUUCCUUUGGAACUGCAGAAUAAAUUCCUGAGAAACUCCUAGUGGAAUUCCUGAGGCAAUCCUGGUGGAAUUCCUGAGGAACUUCUGGGAGAAUUUCCGAGGAACUCUUGGAGGAAAAGAAUUCCCGAUGAACUUCUAGAAGAGUUCCCAAGGAGCUCCAGAAGGAUUCCCGAGGUACUCCUAGAAGGAAUUCCCGAAGAACUCGUGGUGAAAUUUCCGAUGAACUCUGGAAGAAUUCUCGAAUAACUCCUGGAGGAAUCUAAAAAAACUCUACGAGAAAUUCCCGAGAAAUACAUCAAGGAAUUUUCUGGGAACUCCUGGAAGAAUACCCGAAGAACUGCUGGAGAACUUUCUGAGGAAUUUAUCGAGGAACGCCUGGAAGAAUUUUUGAGGAACUCCUGGAAGAAUUACCGAGGAACUCCCGGAGAAAUUCCCGAGGAACUCCUAAAAUAUUUCUCGAGGAACUUCUGAAAAAAAAAUCCUGAGGAACUCCUGGAGAAGUUCCCUUGGAACUCCAGAAUAAAUUCCCGAGGAACUCCUGGACGAAUUCCCGAGCAAUUCCUAGAUGAAUUCCCGAGAAACUCCUGGAAAAAUUCCUAAGAAAUUUCUGGGAGAAUUUCCGAGGAACUCUUGAAUAAUUAACUGAGGAACCCUAGGAAGGAACUUGUAGGCGAAUUCCCAAGGGGCUCCAGAGGAAUUCCCAAGGAACUCCUUGAAGAAAUUCUCGAGAAAUUUUUAAAGGUAUUCUCUAUGAACUUCUGGAGAAAUUUCCGAGGAACUCCUGGAAGAAUCACCGAGAAACUCCUAAAAUAAUUCUCGAGGAACAUCUAAAGGAAUUCUCGAGGUACUUAUGAAGGAAUUUCCGAGCAACUCCCGGAGAAAUUCCUUUGGAACUCCAAGAUGAAUUCCCGAGGAAGACCUGGAGGAAUUUUCGAGAAAGGAUUUCUCGUGGAACUCAUGGAAGAAUUCCCGAGCAACUCCUGGAGGAAUUCUCGAGGAACACUAUAUUCCCGAAGAACUCCAGCAUAAAUUCCCGAGGAACUCCUGUAGGAAUUUCCGAGGCUCUCAUGGAUAAAAAAAAUGGCAAACUCCUGGAAGAUUUCCCAACAAACUGAAAGAAUUCCUGAGGUAUUCCAGGUGAAAUAUUCGAGGAGCACCUGGAAGAAUUCCUGAGAAACUUCUGAAGAUAUUCCGGAUGGAAUCCUGAAGAAAUUCCCAUGGAACUUCUAGAGAGAUUCUCGAGGGACUACUGGAGAAAUCUUAAAAAGCUUGGAAAAAUCUUCGGACAAGUCUGCGGGAAAUUCAGGAUGAAACUCUGUUUAAAAUUCAAACAAAGUUUUGGGCAGAAUUUCCGAAAAAAAACCUGGGUAAUGUUCUAGAAACAAUCUCUAUUUUUGGGGAGUUUUGAAAAAUUUGAGGAAUUUUGUUAAUGAAAGUUUUAUUUUCUAUAAACAAUUGCUGAUGAAAAAUUAAUUCAAUAGUUCAGCAUAUUUCCUAAAAUUUCCAUGAAUUUCCAUGGAAUUCCAUUAUAUGUACAGCUUCCAAUUGGAAUCGCUCACGCAGUGCCCUAGUGGACAAUAGAACUGUAAAUUAGGUUAAGUGAUUGAAGAUGAAGAAUAAAAAACUCUCUUGUGAUUUUAUAAAAAAAACCCUCUAAGAUAUCUGCCAAUAAUCCCUACAGGAAUUUCGCUAAAAAUUCCUGCAGGGAUUUUUCAAGAAAUUCCUUUAGAAAUUCAUUUAAAAAAUCCUCCAGAAAAUCCUUUAUGAAUGCUUCCUAGAUUCUUCAGGAAACCUCCAGAAAUUCCUCAAGAAAAUACUCCAGGGGCAACUCCAGGGAUUCCACCGAGAAUUCUUUCAAGGAUUUUUUUUCAGAAAUUCUUUCAAGAAGUUUAACAUGAACUCUAAUAAGAAUCUCUCCAAGAACUGCUCCAAUAUUCAUGUCAAAAUUCCUCCAAGAAUCUUGGAAUAUGGCCAGGAGUUCCUUUAUAAAUUUCUCUAGGAAAAUCUCCAGGGUUUUUCAAUACAGGUGCUCUUCGAUAUAACGUACAAAAACGUUUUCUCUUUGUACGUUAUAUCGAAGUGUACGUUAUAUCGAAGCAGAGAAAAAUGUAUUAUUUUUUAUGCUAGUAUUGAUGUAUUCGACGUGAAAUUAAUCCCAAAUAAUGAUUUCGGUGAAAUUUACAAAACCAAUAAUGAAAAACUUGAGUUUUGACCAAAAAGUCAUUUCGUUUUUUGUGCUUCGAUAUAACGUACAUUUUGCUUCGAUAUAACGUACACUAAAUUUUUCCCCAAAUUGCGAUAAUACUGGGUAACAAGGCUAAUGCUGCAACAAAACAUUGAUUUGAGUGAUUUCGUAGUUUAUCUAAGGGUUAUUCGUGGGAAAAAUAAAAAUGUUCAAUGUUGUACGUUAUAUCGAAGCAAAAUGUACGUUAUAUCGAAUUCGCUAUAUCGAGGGUACGCUAUAUCGAGGGUACGUUAUAUCGAAGAAUAUCUGUAAAUACCUUCAGAAAUUCCUCCAGAAAUGCCUACUGGAAUAUCCUCGGGAAUCCCUCCAAGAAUUCCUUUAGGUAAUCCUCCAAGAAUCUCUCUAGGAAUUUCUCCAUGAAUUCCUCCAAGAAUUCCUACAAGGAUACUUCCAAGAAUUUCUUCAAGAAUUUCUUGAAGAAAUUUCUGAAGAAAACCCUGGAGGAAUUCCUGGAGUAGUUUCUGCAAGAAUUCAUGUAGUAAUUCAUGAAGAAAUUUUUAAAGAAUUUCCCAGGGAAAUUCUUAGAGGAAAUCCUUAAGGAUUUCCUUGAACUGCGAGGAAAUUUAGAAUUUUUUUUUUUUUUGAAUUUUCAUUUUGUGCAGGAGUGUCUGAAGGAUUUCAUGAAUUAUUUCCUGUAAGAAUUCAUGGAGUAAUUCCGAAUUCACGUGAGGUAUUUCCCGCAAGAAUUGGAAUUGAAGGAAUUUUUGGAGAAAUUCCUGUAGUAGAGAAUUCCUACAGCAAUUCCUGUUGAAAUGCCUGCAGUUAUUCCUGGAGUUUUUGGAGGAGUUUUAAGGGAAUGCCUGGAGAAAUCUUUAGAGGACUCCCGUGGAAACCUCGGGGAAUUUCUGGAGGAAUUCCCGAGGAACUCCUGCAGGAAUUUUCGAAAAGUUCUUAAGGUAAUUCCUGAGAAACUCCUGAAGGAAUUCCAGCAUGGCUCCUGAAUAAACUUCCGAGAAACUGCUGGGAAACUCCUGAAGAAUUUAACGGGAAGUCCUGAGGCAUUCCCUAGGAACUCGUAAAAGUUCUCGGAGAACAUCACGAUGAAUUUCUGAGCAACGCCUAGAGGAAUGCUUGGGUAAUUUCCGACACUUUCAAAUACCAUAAAGAUCAUUUGUAUGUCAGUGGAUGCACAAGCAACACAAAGAAAUACUCAAAACAUUACGAGAUACAACAGAGGUAAUCGUGGAAGAAUAAAGUAAAGAGAUACAAGAGUGUAAAGCUUGAAGGUCUUAAUUCCAGAAUAGUUUGGAUGACCUAGAUCACCAAGUGAAUGUUGCUUAGUUAUCAGAAUUGCACCCUGAGGUUCUAAGAGUAGCGUAGAUUAUAUUCCGCGAACAUUCGCUACAAUAAAAAUAUCCUGAGAUAUUGCGACCCAUACUUCAAAAUACAUAGGGUCCAUUUGUAUGCCAGUGGACACUCAAAUAACAACAAAUACAGAUACUCGUAAUAUAAUGAGGUGCAACAGACACAAUCGUAAAACACUUAUGCCGAUAGAGUGAAGAAAAACAAGAGUAGAGCCUGUAGACCUUGAAGUUGCUAAUUCCAGAAUAGUUUGGAAAGCCUUGAAUAUCCCAUGAAUGUACCAAAAGCAUUAUAGAUGUGCACUGAGGUUCCAUCAGCACUAUAGACUACAUUCCACGAAAAAAUUUCACAACUAAAGCAUGAGACAGUUAGAUAUCGUAAGCCAAACUUCAAAGUGUAUUGGAGGCCAUUUGUAUUUCACGGAAUGUCCAACUACCACAAUAUCAUUGUGGUUGCUCAUAGCAUUGUGAGGUGUAAUGGAAGGGUGCAAAGGGGGGAAGUACCAUGCAUUUCAUAACACAACUAUUCCCCUUGACUAUAAAAAAUAAUCCAGGGUAAAAUGUUUUAAAACAAAGAAGAUAUUGCAUUUCUACCGGAAGUAGAUCGUCCUGGGUGUUUACGGGUUAAGCAAGGUUUAAAAAGUUCAAAAUGUUAUCUACAAAAAUUGAAAAGCAUUUCAUCUUAUAUUGUUCUAAGAUUUGAAAUAAUGGUUUCGAUUAACAACAUAAAUAAAUAUUAUUUUUCAGCUUUCAAAAGUCUUCAAAGGUCUUCACAAAAAUAAAUGUCUUCACAGAGCUUCAAAUGUCUUCAAUUUGAAGACAUGUCUUCACAUCUGGCAUCCCUGCUUACAACUGUAAACGCCUGUUGUUAGUCUCUACACGGAGAAAAAAAAGUACCCAAAUGUUGCCACAUUGUUUUCUUGUGUAAGUGUAGCUGAUUGCCAAUACUGGUCAACAACUAAAGGCGGUCAAUAAAGCGUAAGCUCAGAAAUAAAUGUAAUUUUUAUUUCAAUACAAGAUAUGCAAUACAUUCGUACAUACUCUGUUCGGGUGUACCGGCAACACGGAGUGUGAAACGGGCAACGACACCGACCGACAUCGCAGGUUCUCGCGCGUAUGUUUACGCAAUUAGCAUUAUUCCAAGAUCAAAACUGUGAGUGGUUUCCAGAUUAGAUGGCCACUUUGCAUGAUUGCUUUUGCAGUAGGUAUCCGUCCACCACUCACUCAGUAAGGUCCAAAUGCUCGAGGCUCGACCACACGAUGUCACUUUUCCCUCUGGCUUCGCGGUUUAUCAUACACCGCGAAUCGGUAAUCCAUUGUAAAACACGCAUUUGUGAUGAAAGUCCUUGACCGCCACCGGACAGUGCAAACACGCGGAAUUGUUAGAAGUCCAUUCGCUUCGGUCAGUUAUUGUUUUGUUGAUAGACGGCACAUGAAUAAAACAAUGCAAAAAAUGAAUUGAAUUGCAAACACGUUCCCAGCAAUAACAGCAAAAGCGAUGAGGCGAGUCGAAAAUCGCAAAAGAGAACGAUCGCACAUCGAAACGGUUGGUGCGACGUUGGUUGCCUACCAAACGGGCGUUUAUCAUCAAGAAGCCCGUUUGAAGAAAUCGAAGUAAGCUUAUGUUUGCCUCUUAUUCUCGUCUUCACGGCGAAGACGGAGAGAAGCCGGCUUGUUUGUUUACAAUUCGAGAAAAGUAGGGCGAUCUAAUUAUACACUUUUUCCUGGAUGCCGCCACGACUAGGUGACCUUUGUGAUUUUGAGUGAUGUUCUCAGACGUGUUCGAAAUAAAUAACACGAUUUGACAUUUUUCUAUCCAGUUUUCGAUCAUACUGAUCUACAUUCAAACAAACUAAUCGAAACAGACCAACACAAUUCAAACAGCACAGCCAAUUUGCACCUUGUUUACACUUAUCACCCCUCCCACCUUUCCAGUCUGUUGUCUCGACGCUUGUUCAAACACAAACGCGAAACACAACGGUAAAUUUACUCAGUCAGUCAGUCAAGUUGGGGGAGUUUUACUCGCCGUCACAGCAGCACCGCAGUUAAGUUAGGUUACUGAGACCGACGGCAGCAAUGGAAUUCAUUAUCGCAUGCGUCAUCGCGCGCGCGAGCGCGAGCUUGGCGCACCGCACCACCAAUCAUGCAAACUACAUACAAUAACUGCGCCUACAAAAACUAAGCAGGAAAAGCAUGCUUUGCUGCUGAUCGAGGAGUAGCCUACCUAGACUUGCUUCGGGAGAAAGUCAACGCGAUAGUUUUUUCGCGUUCGCGGAAGAUGAUUUUGGCCUACUUUGGUAGGGUAAGGUAGGCAAAUUUGCAUUCAUCUUACAUGCUGCUUCGAAGGAACAUGGCUGGCUGGCUAACCUUGAUCGUCUAUGAGGUAAGUAUUCUGUGAUCGGUCGGGGAAACGCGAGGCGCAAAAUGCCAACAGAAGCGUGCUAAUUGGAUCGCUUUGAGAUGGUAAGCGGCACGAGUCACGGCACUGUUUAGAGGCCCAUAAUUGCGUCUUCUCUUCUUCACUUAGGGAAGAAUGAUUCACGACUUAUACUGAACAAGAGCGAAUAGUUUGUAGUUUGCUAUGCUUAGUUUUGCAAUACUAUGUUCCAGCGCGUGUAGGAGUUUCGUUGACACGAAUAUAAACGCGGCUUUAAUGGACGUGUCCAUCAUCUCCGGAUGAACUACAUCAGAACGGAGAGGCAAUCUGCACGACUUGUCGCGUCGGUGCGAUUGUAUCUUUCGACAGAGGUCGUCGAGCAACUGAAAGUCAAUUUAAUGAUGACUUUUGUAUAAGAUAGCUCAUAACUAGUUGACGUGCUUUCUCCACAUAGAGUACCCCAAUAAGAUUCUUGUUAUCGUGAAUCUAUGGAAGAUGUUGUAUCAAGUUCUACUUGGGAUCAUUCACUAAGAAUUGUCAAUUUUUCGACUAAUAAAAUUAGGAAUUUCAAAGCAUCGGACACUUAAAUCCAGAUUUGUAUUUUUCUUAUCCUUGAAGAAUAUGUUUGGGUUUUCCAGGCCAAGACUUGGGGGCACGAAUGCAAAGAUAACACAAGUUUACAAAAUAAAACGAAAGUCGUGAACUUCUGUCAACGACCAAAGUUUUUGAAGCACAAUUUAGUGCUGAUUUCGAAACCGACCUUCAAAAAAUUUUAAGUAGAACAGUUUUUGAGUUUUAGCUCAAUAUCGAGUUUUGCAACUUUUCAAAAUAUGUAAUUUACUAAAAUUCAAAUAUAUUGCGUUUUGUUAAACCAAUUUUAAAUCUUUUUCCAUAAAUUAAAAGCUGAAUACAAUACCAUUCGAACAUCUGAAUACAGGUUUUGCAUCAGAUUGAUGAAAUUCAAGAUAUUGGCGAGUUUUAGGGAUGAUCUUCUUAAAUUUUGGCAAAAUUUCCAAAAUUUUUCGAGGAAAUGUAUUUUUUUCAAUAAGAAAAAACCAACUUAAAAAUUCUUUCUCGACGUUUAUUUGACAUAUCAUAUAUAGGCGAGUUACAGUAAAAAUUUCAGCUCAAUCGGACCAUUGAUUACGGAGAAUGAGAUAUUUGAAGUGAGCGACUUUGCUUAAAAAUAGAACAAAAAUCGAUUUCAAAUCAUCAACCUUGUAUGGAAAGUCGAAAAAAAUUCCGCUCUACUGUAAUUUUUUUCCUUCGCGUUUUCGAACUCAGGGCAUGAUUCUACACCAAAAACGAUCAUCAGCUUACCGAGUUCAAAAAUGCUGUAAACUAGUGUAAGUGGAAGCGCCAUUCAUAAAGUAUAAUAAUAAUAACAAUAAAAAGCCAAAUCAUAAAACUACAAUACAACUUCCUUAUUAAUAACUUGUAAACUUUUUAAACAGGAAUGAAGAAAGGCCGGGCAUUCGUUAGUUGAGUGUAUACGACUAUGAUCGGUCAAUAUUAUAGCAACGGAACAACCGCAUCCAAACUGUACUUCGAUAAUCAUCAUACUAUCUCAGCACCCUCUAUGUACCAAGUUUUGAGCAGCAUAAAAGUGAAAGGCAGCUCCAAAAGAAAAUAAUAAUGAAACCUCUUCGGUACCGUUGGGGAUAAGAACCUUUACCUACUCUGGCAUGGAAAAGAAAAUGCAACAAGCGAGCAACAACUUUUGAAGUAUGUUUGAGAGCAACAGCGCUGCCCAUGUUAUAGUUACAUAGUUUACGUCGGCGGGAAAUAUGACUGAAAUUAACUAAAAAAAAUCACCGGACAAUCUGUGAAAUCAUACAAAACAGACAUCUCGCGACAUUGACGUAUCUGUAAUGAUCAAUUAAAAGAUGCUAGUCAUAGUCGUCAUUCACCAUAAUGCAUCGAGCGUUCAUUCGAGCACUGAUCAGAUUGUCCGGAAUGAACUGAAAAGAAAUUCGGUGUCCGGCCGUUUGGCCGAAUGCCAUCUGGUCGAAAGGGUCGUUUGGCCGAAUGCCGUUUGUCCGAAUCAUAAUCAAAAGAAUUUAAGGAAGUUUUUGACAUUCUAACUGCCAAUAUGAUCAUCAGAAGUAUUUCCUUCUGCUAAUCAUAGGCUUUUCUUUCUAGUUUUAAUAUUCAUGGAUUAAUUGGCGUUGAAACUGCCGAUAUUUUAUCAAUGAUUUUUCCUUCUUUGAAUCAUAGGCUGUUCUUUUGAGAUAUACUGAGACGGGAAACAAUGUCAUGGUCACUUAAGUUCAUCAUUCUUUUCUCGGCCAAAUGGCACUCGGCCAAGUGGCAUUCGGCCAAACGACCCUUUCGGCCAAAUGGCGUUCGGCCAAACGGCAUUUGGCCGAAUGGCGUUCGGCCAAAUGACCCGGAACCAAGAAAUUCGAUGAAGAGAAAUUCAUUGCACAUACGCCGGUAUAUUAUUAAGCGCGAGAGAUACUCCCAAAAAAGUUCGAGCUUUGAAUUGAACUUACGAACGUAGAC